Molecule: messenger RNA, 3899 nt
Organism: Acomys russatus (golden spiny mouse)
Lineage: Eukaryota; Metazoa; Chordata; Mammalia; Rodentia; Muridae
Gene: Atp2a2
Product: ATPase sarcoplasmic/endoplasmic reticulum Ca2+ transporting 2
Exons: 21
Coding region: 139-3132 (997 amino acids)
Biological process (GO): calcium ion transmembrane transport; regulation of cardiac muscle contraction by calcium ion signaling; intracellular calcium ion homeostasis
Cellular component (GO): membrane
Molecular function (GO): P-type calcium transporter activity involved in regulation of cardiac muscle cell membrane potential; ATP binding; ATP hydrolysis activity
Source: RefSeq, a predicted model, not a curated record
CGCGGAGGAGGAGAAAAAGGAGGGGACAGCUGUCCGCGCCCGGGCGCCCGCGGUGGCACGAGCCCGCGGCCCGAGUGCGAGGCGGAGGCGAGGAGGCCGCGGGGACGCGAGGCGAGGCCGGCCGGGGCCCCCGCAGCCAUGGAGAACGCUCACACAAAGACGGUGGAGGAGGUGCUGGGCCACUUCGGCGUCAACGAGAGCACCGGGCUGAGCCUGGAGCAGGUCAAGAAGCUCAAGGAGAGAUGGGGUUCCAACGAAUUACCGGCUGAAGAAGGAAAAACCUUGCUGGAACUUGUGAUUGAGCAGUUUGAAGACUUACUAGUUAGAAUUUUAUUGCUGGCAGCAUGUAUAUCUUUCGUUUUGGCUUGGUUUGAAGAAGGUGAAGAAACAAUAACAGCCUUUGUAGAACCUUUUGUAAUUCUGCUUAUAUUAGUAGCCAAUGCAAUUGUGGGUGUAUGGCAGGAAAGAAAUGCGGAAAAUGCAAUAGAAGCUCUUAAAGAGUACGAGCCUGAGAUGGGCAAAGUGUACCGACAGGACAGAAAGAGUGUUCAGAGAAUUAAAGCCAAAGACAUAGUUCCUGGGGACAUUGUGGAAAUUGCUGUUGGUGACAAAGUUCCUGCUGAUAUAAGAUUGACUUCUAUCAAGUCUACAACCCUAAGAGUUGACCAGUCAAUUCUCACAGGUGAAUCUGUUUCAGUCAUCAAGCACACUGACCCUGUCCCUGACCCACGAGCUGUCAAUCAAGAUAAAAAGAACAUGUUGUUUUCUGGCACAAACAUUGCUGCUGGGAAAGCUAUGGGAGUAGUGGUGGCUACUGGAGUUAAUACUGAAAUUGGCAAGAUCCGGGAUGAAAUGGUUGCAACAGAACAGGAGCGAACACCCCUGCAGCAGAAGCUGGAUGAGUUUGGGGAGCAGCUCUCCAAAGUCAUCUCCCUCAUUUGCAUUGCAGUCUGGAUCAUCAACAUUGGGCAUUUCAACGACCCAGUUCAUGGGGGUUCUUGGAUCAGAGGUGCCAUCUACUACUUUAAGAUUGCAGUGGCCCUAGCAGUUGCUGCCAUCCCUGAGGGUCUGCCUGCUGUCAUCACCACCUGCUUGGCUCUUGGAACUCGCAGGAUGGCAAAGAAAAAUGCUAUUGUUCGAAGUCUGCCUUCUGUGGAAACCCUUGGUUGUACUUCUGUUAUCUGCUCAGACAAGACAGGCACACUUACCACAAACCAGAUGUCGGUCUGCAGGAUGUUCAUUCUGGACAAAGUUGAAGGUGAUACUUGUUCCCUUAAUGAGUUUACCAUAACUGGAUCAACAUAUGCUCCCCUUGGAGAAGUGCAUAAAGACGAUAAGCCAGUGAAGUGCCAUCAAUAUGACGGGCUUGUUGAGCUGGCAACAAUCUGUGCUCUGUGUAAUGACUCUGCUCUGGAUUAUAAUGAGGCAAAAGGUGUGUAUGAAAAAGUUGGAGAAGCUACAGAGACUGCUCUCACGUGCCUGGUAGAGAAGAUGAAUGUAUUCGAUACUGAACUGAAGGGACUUUCUAAAAUAGAGCGUGCAAAUGCCUGUAACUCGGUCAUCAAACAGCUGAUGAAGAAGGAAUUUACUCUAGAGUUCUCACGAGAUAGAAAGUCAAUGUCAGUCUACUGUACACCAAACAAACCGAGCCGGACAGCCAUGAGCAAGAUGUUUGUGAAGGGUGCUCCUGAAGGUGUCAUCGACAGGUGCACCCACAUCCGUGUUGGAAGUACGAAGGUCCCCAUGACACCUGGUGUCAAACAGAAGAUCAUGUCUGUCAUUCGGGAAUGGGGCAGUGGCAGUGAUACACUGAGAUGCCUAGCUCUGGCCACUCACGACAACCCAUUGAGGAGAGAGGAGAUGCACCUGGAAGAUUCAGCCAAUUUCAUCAAAUAUGAGACCAAUCUGACUUUCGUUGGCUGUGUGGGCAUGCUGGAUCCUCCGAGGAUCGAAGUGGCCUCUUCAGUGAAGCUGUGCCGGCAGGCAGGCAUCAGAGUCAUCAUGAUCACUGGAGACAACAAGGGCACUGCGGUGGCCAUCUGUCGCCGCAUUGGUAUCUUUGGGCAAGACGAGGAUGUGACAUCAAAGGCGUUUACAGGGCGGGAGUUUGAUGAACUCAGCCCCUCAGCCCAGAGAGAUGCCUGUUUAAAUGCCCGCUGUUUUGCUCGCGUUGAACCUUCCCACAAGUCUAAGAUCGUGGAGUUCCUUCAGUCCUUUGAUGAGAUUACAGCAAUGACCGGUGAUGGCGUGAACGAUGCCCCUGCUCUGAAGAAGUCUGAAAUCGGAAUUGCUAUGGGUUCAGGUACUGCAGUGGCCAAGACUGCCUCUGAGAUGGUCCUGGCAGAUGACAAUUUCUCCACCAUUGUGGCUGCUGUUGAGGAGGGUCGAGCCAUCUACAACAACAUGAAGCAGUUCAUCCGCUACCUCAUCUCAUCCAACGUGGGGGAAGUGGUCUGUAUCUUCCUGACAGCCGCCCUUGGGUUUCCCGAGGCUUUAAUUCCUGUCCAGCUACUCUGGGUCAAUCUGGUGACAGAUGGUCUGCCUGCCACUGCACUGGGGUUCAAUCCUCCAGACCUGGACAUCAUGAACAAGCCUCCUCGGAACCCAAAAGAACCACUGAUCAGCGGGUGGCUCUUUUUCCGCUACCUGGCUAUUGGCUGUUAUGUUGGCGCUGCCACCGUGGGUGCUGCUGCAUGGUGGUUCAUCGCUGCUGACGGUGGUCCGAGAGUGACCUUCUACCAGCUGAGUCAUUUCCUACAGUGUAAAGAGGACAACCCAGACUUCGAUGGAGUGGAUUGUGCAAUCUUUGAAUCCCCAUACCCAAUGACAAUGGCGCUUUCUGUUCUCGUAACAAUAGAGAUGUGUAAUGCCCUCAACAGCUUGUCUGAAAACCAGUCCUUGCUGAGGAUGCCCCCCUGGGAGAAUAUCUGGCUCGUGGGCUCCAUCUGCUUAUCCAUGUCACUUCACUUCUUGAUCCUCUACGUGGAACCUCUGCCACUCAUCUUCCAGAUCACACCGCUGAAUCUGACCCAGUGGCUGAUGGUGCUGAAGAUUUCCUUGCCCGUUAUCCUCAUGGACGAGACGCUCAAGUUUGUGGCCCGAAACUACCUGGAACCUGCAAUACUGGAGUAACCGCUUCCUAAACCAUUUGCAGAAAUGUAAGGGUGUUCGGGUGCGUGCAUGUGCGUUGUUAGCAACACAUCUACCAGCCCUCUGCAUGACUGAUGUUGGGGAAAAGAAAAAUAGAAACGGUCCCCAAUGCACUGUGUGAUGUGGAGGAAAUGUGUAUUCCCGGUGGGGUUUUUGCUGUUCAAACUAGUGAUAACAAAUGUACAAUUUAGCAUAAUGAAUCAGAGAGCCUCUCCAGAGAAGUUUGGUUUCUUUGCUGCAAGAAAAUGAGGUUCCGAAACCCAAGAACAGAAGCCAUCAGCCAAGUCUCCACAUUUCUCUGCAAAAUGUCCUAGCCUCCAUAGCUGUAUGAUAACGGUGAUGCAUGCCUUCAGUUGUAAGCAGCCAGACUGCUCUACAGUGACAUUGGAACGUGCUUUUUAAUUGGCCCUGUACAGUGUGCUUAUUUAUAAAUUCAUUUAAAUACUACAGCUGUUGAAUGGUUAUAAUAUAGGCCUCUGGCCCUAACUUCAGUUUUUUGGGUGUGCAGCCAGCUGUUUUACAUUGUAUUAAUGUAACUUAUUUAAUGAAGCCAGAAGCAGUAGACAGAUGUUGGUACAAUACAAGAAUUGUGUGCAUUUAUCGUAAUAAAGUGCUCAGCGUCAGUUCCUCACGGCUUCUUACAGCGCAUGUUUGACUGUAGACUGUAAAUAGAGGUCAUUUUCUCUCUGUGCUGGUAACAGGUAUUGCACAGACAUGAUUUCAGGUAAAUAAAUCUAUUCUACGAUAAA